AUUGCCUAAUCACUAAAGGUCCUAAGGUCCUCUUUAUUGUUUUCAAUUCUGCUGAAAAUUUCCUCUCUGAAUUAUGUGGUACAGGUUUGUUAGGAAAAAUUUGCAAGGUACUUUGAGGUUGAAUUGAAGAAGGUGAAACUAAAAGAAGGGUACUGUGUAAUGGACCCUGCCAACGAAGUGGAGAUGGUGGAUGAGAAUACAAUAUGUGUUGCCGCUAUUCUUAGUUCCACUCUGACGGGAAAAUUUGAGGAUGUGAAGCUCCUGAACAAGCUCCUUACAGAAAAGAACUAGGAAACUGAGUGGAUACAUUGAUCCAUGUCGAUGUUGCCAGUGGAGGAUUUAUUGCUCCUUUCUUGUGGCCAAAUCUUGAAUGGGAUUUUCGCCCGCCUUUAGUGAAAGUAUAAUUGUCAGUGGCCACAAGUAUGGCGUUGUAUAUGUUGGUGUCGGUUGGGUGAUAUGGCGGAGCAAGGAUGAUUUGUCUGAUGAGCUUGUCUUUCAUAUAAACUACCUUGGAUCUGAUCAACCUACUUUUACUCUCAACUUCUCUAAUGGUUCCUAUCAAAUAAUUGAUCCAAAAUUUCAUUUUUCGACAAUCAAGAAAGCUUCAAGAUUGAUGAACAAGUUUGGUUCUUGGCCAACAAUUUUAUGUCAUGUGAAUAGCAUCUAUGCCAUUUCUGAAUUUGGGACUGUUUAUACCAUUUCUGUAAACAUUUUUGAAUAAGAGAUUGAAAAUUUGAGAGUUUUGAAAUUUUGGGUUUUGGUUAAUGUGAAAGAAUUUGAAUUUAAGAUUUUGUAUAUUGAUGUAUUUUUGUAAUCAUGUACUUGUAUUUAGUCCAUUGUUGAAUUUGCUCAAGUUAAUUCAAGUUAAUUUUACAUUUGAUGAAGAAAAAAA
This is a messenger RNA of Capsicum annuum, 892 nucleotides long. RefSeq names its product glutamate decarboxylase-like. The coding region runs from base 371 to 721 and encodes 116 amino acids. Gene Ontology annotation, molecular function: pyridoxal phosphate binding; glutamate decarboxylase activity. The transcript is spliced from 2 exons. Gene Ontology annotation, cellular component: cytosol. NCBI's taxonomy places the organism in Eukaryota, Viridiplantae, Streptophyta, Magnoliopsida, Solanales, Solanaceae. Gene Ontology annotation, biological process: L-glutamate catabolic process. The record is from RefSeq and is a predicted model, not a curated record.